UUCUGCCAACUGGCCCGAGGACGUGGGCGAUUCGGUGCGAGGAGGAGGAGGCCGGAGGCAGGCAGCCGGGACUGCAGGCGCAGGCAGGAUGCUCCAGGUCCUGGUACUGAAGAUUGAAGAUCCAGGUUGCUUCUGGGUAAUCAUAAAAGGAUGUAAUCAUAUUUUAGAUCAAGAUAUCGACUAUCAGAAACUAAAUAAUGCCAUGAAUAACUUCUAUAACAGCAUGUGUCAAGACAUAGAAAUAAAACCAUUAAUGCUGGAAGAAGGGCAGGUGUGUGUGGUGUAUUGUCAGGAGCUAAAGUGCUGGUGCAGGGCUGUGAUUAAGUCAAUCGUCUCUUCUGCAGACCAUUACCUGGCAGAAUGUUUCCUUGUGGAUUUUGCCAAGUACAUUCCAGUAAAAUCUAAAAACAUCCGAGUUGCAGUUGAAUCUUUUAUGCAGCUUCCUUAUAGAGCAAAAAAAUUCAGACUUUAUUGCAUAAAACCUGUGACAUUGCAUAUUGACAUCUGUGAAGACAAUGCUGAAAUUGCGCCCACCACAAAAUGGGACAGUGCAGCUAUCCAGUACUUUCAGAACAUUAUAAGAGCAACUACCCAGGUGGAGGCGAAAUUAUGUGCUGUGGAAGAAGAUACUUUUGAGGUUUACCUUUAUGCAACAAUAAAAAAUGAAAAAGUUUGUGUUAAUGAUGAGCUGGUUGCAAAGAACUUUGCUUACUAUGUGUCACCCACGGAGAAUAAAAACCUCAAUAUUUUGGAGAAACCAAGUUUCGGUCUAAAGUCAGCACCCCUGUCCAGUAAACUCAACCCAUCGCUUACUCUGUGGCCAAUGCUUUUGCAAGGGAAAGAUUGUCACGGAAUGAAAAGCUCACAUGACUUAGAUUUUCUGGCACAGUCUAUCCGGCAUACAUGGUGCAAGGAUGUUGCCAGUGACAUAGGGCCACCUGCUGCAGUACUGGAUAAAGCUGUAAAAGGUAAUACAGAUUCAUUGACAGAUUCAUCUGGAAUUAUUUUUGAGAAGAAGCAGCAGUGCAUCUCUUUAAAACAUGAAAAUAAGUGUGUUGAAUCUUCAGUGUACUGGCCAACAAAAAGAGGCAUAACCAUAUAUGCUGAUCCAGAUAUUCCAGCAACAAGUGCUUUGAGGCAGAAGCCAAAUGAGAAGCCACUUCAGUCAACUGAGAAGAAAGAGUGUGAUGAGAAAAAUGGAUGUGUGAAGUUACUGCAGUUUUUAAAUCCUGAUCCUUUGAGAGCUGAUGGGAUCUCUGAUCUGCAGCAGUUGCAGAAGAUGAAGUCAGGCAUGCCACAAUCUGGAGUGGUAUUCUGGAACAGGAUCGAGCCCUGCCUGACUAUGGAUAAAUCACCGCUGUCAGAAGACCUGAAGAAGGCUCUUCAAAGAAAUAAGUUCCCAGGUCCCAGUCACACCGAGUCUUACUGUUGGCCUCCCAUUGCCCGUGGUUGUGAUGUGGUCGUUAUCUCUCACUGUGGAAAUGACCCUUUGUUGUACCUCCCGCCGCUGCUUACAAUUUUACAGAUGGGGGGUUGCUAUAAGUCAUUACCAAGUAGAAAUGGACCUCUUGCAGUCAUCGUGUGUCCUGGGUGGAAAAAGGCCCAGUUUAUUUUUGAGUUAUUGGAAGACUAUAGCAUGUCCUCCAGGCCUCUUCAUCCUGUGUUGUUAACAAUUGGACUUCAUAAAGAUGAAGCCAAAAAUAUGAAGCUUCCAAGGGGGUGUGAUGUGAUUGUCACAACCCCACACAGUCUUUUGAGACUUCUCACAUACCAAAGCUUGUUGUUUCUUAGACUCUGUCACCUGGUUCUGGAUGAAGUGCAAAUACUGUUUCAUGACGCUACUGAGCAAAUGCUUGCCAUAUUAGAUAACUUUAAAAAAAAUGUUCAAGUGGAGGAACGGGAGUCUGCACCACAUCAGAUUGUGGCAGUGGGUGUUCACUGGAACAGACACGUAGAACAUCUAGUCAGAGAAUUCAUGAAGGAUCCCCACAUUGUGAUCACCGCCCCGGAGGAGGCUGCCCUCUAUGGCAAUGUCCAGCAGAUAGUGCAUCUUUGCCUAGAGAGUGAAAAAACCUCUACCUUGCUGCAAGUUCUUGAUUUUGUUCCAAGUCAAGCCCAGAAGACUUUGAUCUUCACCUGCACAGUAGCUGAAACAGAAAUUGUGUAUAAGGUAGUAGAAAGCAAUUCAAUAUUUUGCUUGAAAAUGCAUAAAGAAAUAGAUUUUAAGUUAAAAAGUAUUUUAGAACAGUGGAAGAAGCAGCUAAGUUCUGGCUCUCACAUUGUUUUAGCCUUAACAGAUGACUGCAUACCCCUCCUGGCCAUCACUGAUGCCAACUGUGUAGUUCACUUCGGCUUCCCGUCCUCACCUAAAGUUUUUGGUGGACGCCUGUAUUGCAUGUCUGAUCACUUCCAGGGUUCUGCAGAGCAGGGAGAUAAAAAAACCAAAUCUGUCCUGCUGCUAACGGAGAGAAAUGCAAGCCAUGCUGUUGGUGUGGUGCGAUACUUGGAGCGAGCAGAUGCCAAAAUCCCAUCAGAGCUGUAUGAGUUUACUGCAGGGGUUCUGGAAGCCAAAGAGGAUAAGAAAGCCAGAAGACCGCUUUGUCCAUUUCUGAAGGCAUUUGGCUUUUGCAAAGACAAAAGAAUUUGCCCUGAUCGACACCAUAUGAACCCAGAAAUGGACAUGCCAAGAAAAUUAUCUAACAAAGCUCUGCCACUGUUUGGAAACAUUAGAAUAGUACCCUUUUACAUUUCAAAUGCAACAAAUUUCUUUGGGCGUAUAAUCGAUAAACAUGUGGAUCUUUAUGCAACUCUUAAUAUGGAAAUGAAUGAACAUUUUAAGGAUUCCAGUAAUAAAACAGCUUCUGAAAAAGUGGAAAAAUUUGGAUUGUAUGGAUUAGAAGAAAACACACUUUUCCACAGGGUUCAGGUGUUGGAGAUGAGCCAGAAGGAAGAUACCUGGGGCUUAGGGAGUGUUCUGGUAAAGUUCAUAGAUGAAGGCAGGACCAAACUCAUCACAAGAGACCAGCUACUACUGCUCCCAGAGAAGUUCUACACUCUCCCCCCUCAGGCUGUGGAGUUCAUUGUGUGUAGGGUGAAGCCUGCUGACAGUGAGAUUGAAUGGAACCCAAAGGUUACUAGAUAUAUUCAUCAUAAAAUCAUUGGGAAAAUGCAUGAGGCAAAAGUGGUGCUUGCUUUGGGAAAUACUAUUUGGGUUGAUCCAAUGGUGCACAUUACAAAACUUUCAAAUCUAAAAACGUCUGUCAUUGAAUAUAACGUUCGAACUGAAAUUCUGUCCAUGGGAAUGGGUAUUGAUAAUUCAGAGCAUGUAGAACAACUGAAAAAACUAUACGAAGAAGCUAAAAUGCCAACUUUUGAGGACCUUCUAAAUCAGACCUUGACACCUCUUUCAGCAGAAGAUGUCAUGUGUCUGCAAGACCCCCAACAGGAAGACAGACGUGCAGGAGGAGGGGCUAGUUCCAAGACAGAUUUAGACAACCAAAAACCUGAAACUUUAUCUGAAAACACUGGAGAUGUUUCCAUUAGCAAAAGUACACACCCACAUGUGAAGAGCUUUCACCCACAAGUAAAGUGGUUCCAAAAAGAUGAUGUUGUCAUCUUAGAAAUAAGAAUAAGGAAUUUCAAAGACUAUAAGUGUAAAUUCUUUACAGACAGAGUCAUUUUCAGUGCCUGGGUAGGAGACAAAUUUUACUUGGCUGAUAUGGAGCUGCAGGGCAACAUAAUAAAAGAUGACUGCAAGUGUGUCAUUAAAGGUGACGAGCCUCUAAUCACUCUUGUGAAAGAGAAAAGGACAUCUUGGUGUGGCUUACUCAAACAGAGGAAUCCUAAUGUGUCUUUUGACUUUGACCACUGGGAGGAUUGUGAAGAGGACAGCCCCUUCUCCAAGGUUGUACAGUCUAAAAGCCCAUCCUGCAAAGUGGCAGAGGUGACUGGGAACAGUAGCAGCUCUUCAGACACUUCUGACGGCAGUGAGAGUGAAUGAGAAUGUGAAUGAAAUCACAGGAGUGAGCAGAAGACUGACAGUGGACAGCCUCUGUGGCAGAAAGUUAAGAGAACAAGAGGUCAUCUAAAGCUUCAUCACCUGGGGAUGAACUAGUAUUGUCAUCUUGUGGCACUGGGUUGGAUAAUGACGAGAAUUGUUUGCUUGAGUUAAAAAUAGGUUAAUGGAGCUGGGCAUGGUGGUGCACACCUUGGGA
This is a messenger RNA of Nannospalax galili (Upper Galilee mountains blind mole rat), 4214 nucleotides long. It is a transcript of the gene Tdrd12, whose product is annotated as tudor domain containing 12. NCBI's taxonomy places the organism in Eukaryota, Metazoa, Chordata, Mammalia, Rodentia, Spalacidae. The transcript has 32 exons. The coding region runs from base 89 to 4000 and encodes 1303 amino acids. Gene Ontology annotation, molecular function: nucleic acid binding; ATP binding. The record is from RefSeq and is a predicted model, not a curated record. Gene Ontology annotation, biological process: germ-line stem cell division; transposable element silencing.